AUGGAUCUAACAAAGUACUUUUCGAUCCAGAUUUUCUUCAUUAUUCUUCGAGAAACGCUCGAGACGGCAAUCAUCAUUUCCGUUUUGCUUUCGUUCAUCAACAAGCGCGAGCCCGAAGAUGAUUCAGAGCAAUCCCAACAUAUAAAAAGCAUUAACAAAAAGCUCCGGCUUCAGGUCUGGCUCGGCGCCAUUUGCGGCUUGCUAGUGUGUUUUUUGAUCGGCCUAGUGUUUAUUGGCUUUUUCUAUUUCGUGGAAACAGAUCUCUGGUCGUACACAGAGAGACUCUGGGAAGGAGUGUUUUCGCUUCUUUCUAGCGUGGUCAUCACCAUGAUGGGCGUUGGCCUUUUGCGGAUCAACAAGGUGAUGAAGAUCAAGUGGUGGAUCAAGCUCGGCAGCGCCUACCACGGUGAAGAGCCGCAGAAACUUGACGUGGGCCAGAUUCUGGAAGCUGAUCCACUUGAGGCUGACGCAGUGGCUGAAGAAGGACUGACCCGGGCGCUUCUCGGCCUGAAGAAGCCACAGGAGUCGUUCUCCCAGCGUUAUUUCUUGGCCAUUUUGCCGUUUGUCACGACUUUGCGUGAGGGUUUGGAAGCGGUGGUUUUCAUUGGCGGAAUCGGCAUGUCUCAGCCGCCCAGCUCUCUCCCGUUGGCUGUUUUGGCCGGUCUUCUUUUGGGCUCGGCCAUCGGCUUAUCACUCUACAAGGGCGGAAACAAGUUGUCGCUCCAGUACUUUUUGAUUUUCUCCACAUGCUUUCUUUACAUGGUCAGUGCUGGUCUUAUGAGCCGAGGCGUGUGGUUUUUGGAGUUGGAAACGUAUGUACGCAAGUGUGGCGGCCUUGACGUCAGCGAGACCGGAAGCGGACCUGGUUCCUAUGAUGUGGCCAAUACUAUUUGGCAUGUCAACUGUUGCAACGGUUUGACCGACGGAUGGUGGAUGGUGGCCAAUGCUAUAGUUGGUUGGACCAACACGGCCACGUACGGAAGUGUGUUUUCUUAUUUGGCCUAUUGGCUUUCAGUUUCGUUCUGGCUUCGUUUGAGGUUGUACGAUGAAAGACACGGCGUCUUGCCAUUUAUACCCAUCAAGUGGCAGCUCAACCGUAUUAGAAAGAAGUUGCACAUCUACGACGCUCGUCUUUUGCACGAAUCCCAAACUUAG
Molecule: messenger RNA, 1155 nt
Organism: Clavispora lusitaniae ATCC 42720
Lineage: Eukaryota; Fungi; Ascomycota; Pichiomycetes; Serinales; Metschnikowiaceae
Gene: FTH2
Product: Fth2p
Biological process (GO): iron ion transmembrane transport
Cellular component (GO): high-affinity iron permease complex; fungal-type vacuole membrane; plasma membrane
Molecular function (GO): ferrous iron transmembrane transporter activity
Source: RefSeq, a predicted model, not a curated record